AUGGAGGUUCAAAGUGAGAGAGCUGAGACACAAGAUGAAGAGAAUGAAACUCCCAAAACCCAAAAUGAGGAUAAAAGCAGCCCUGCACCAAUGAAAAUGAUAUCAACACGGCAGAAUCAGGUGUCCCUCAACUUGAUGGGAAUAAAGAGAGCACUUGCAAAUAUGAUUAUUCUUCAUGAGUAUCCAUUAUCCUUGGUUGAUCAUAUUGGAUUCAAGAUACAUUCCAAUACUUUGCAACCAUUGUUUAAAGUGUGUUCUCGAAACACAGUCAAGAAAGAUAUAUUUAAGAUUUUUGAAAUUGAAAGAGAGAGAACAAUGAAGUUGUUGGACACGAAUAAAAGUAAAAUUGCAAUUACAACCGAUAUGUGGACAUCGAAUAAUCAAAAGAGGGGAUUCAUGACCGUCACAUCACAUUUCAUUGAUGAUGCAUGGAAAUUACAAAGUCGUUUGAUAAGGUUUAUAUAUGUACCAUGUCCACAUACUGCGGAUGUACUUGCGGAUGCUCUAAUGGAAUGCAUGUAUGAUUGGAAUUUUGACAAUAAGCUUUCCUAUAGUUCACUUAUGUUGGAUGGACGUUUAUUCCCCAUGCGUUGUUGUGCACAUAUUUUGAAUUUGGUGGUGAGAGAUGACUUAGAGGUGAUUAAAAAUAGUAUUGAGAAAAUUAGGUAUAGUGUUGCAUUUUGGCUUGGAACUCAAAAAAGAGAGGAGAAAUUUAUUGAAACAACCAAACAAUUGAGAGUUCCAACAUCUAAAAUGUUGGAACUUGAUUGCAAAACUAGAUGGAACUCUACAUAUUCCAUGCUUAAGACUGCAAUGAUUUACAAAGAUAUUUUUCCUCGUUUGAAGCAUCGUGAGCCUUUGUACAAAGAAGUGCCUAGUGAAAGUGAUUGGGUAAAGACAAAUGAGCUUGUCGAUAAGUUGGGAAUAUUUUAUGAUGUGACUUUGCUUUUUUCAGAGACAAAGUAUCCUACUGCCAAUCUCUACUUUAAGAAUAUUUGCGCGAUUAGAUUAGCAAUUUGUGAUUGUCUUGUUUCUGACCAAGAAGAUGUGAAAACAAUAGCAUUACAAAUGCAAAAAAAGUUUGAGAAGUAUUGGGAUACAAUGCAUGGGUUAAUGGGGGUUGCAAGUAUUUUGGAUCCACGGUAUAAGAUGAAACAAAUUGAGUUUUUGUGUCCUCUAAUAUAUGGAGACAAUGCAGCCCAAGAGGUCUUCAAAUAUAAAAAUAUUCUUUAUGACUUGGUCAAGGAGUAUCAAUCAAAAUCUCAACAAAGUCACCAUGUGCAGCAUGAAUCCUCUAUUAAUAACCCUUUAUCAAGAGCAACUAUGCCUAAACUUGAUUUGGUAAAACAAUUGGAUGUGUUUGUUUCUCAUUCCACGACUAAUACACAUGUUAAAUAUGAGUUGGAUCAUUAUUUGGAUGAGUCUCAUUUACCUAGGAAUGAUGAUGAUGAUUUUGAAAUAUUAUGUUGGUGGAAAUCAAAUGGGAUCAAAUACCCUACAUUGCAUGAUAUUGCUAGAGAUAUUUUGGCCAUUCCUGUAUCUACAGUUGCUUCAGAGUAUUGCUUUAGUACUAGUGGAAGGAUUAUAAGUCCUCAUCAUAGCCGGCUUCAUUCAAAAAUAGUGGAGGCAUUGAUGUGUGCUCGUGAUUGGUUAUGGAAUUAA
Prunus avium (sweet cherry) is the source of this 1662-nucleotide messenger RNA. The record is from RefSeq and is a predicted model, not a curated record. NCBI's taxonomy places the organism in Eukaryota, Viridiplantae, Streptophyta, Magnoliopsida, Rosales, Rosaceae.